AUGUCUUCCUCCAACACGGCACCCCAGGACGUCAAGCCCGACUGGGCCGUCCUCGACGGCCGCGAGAAGCCUACCCAGACCGGUGUGGAUGACGACGCGGCCCUGCGUGACAUCAAGCCUGUCAUCCCCGGUCUCGAAAAGCAAGGCAUUGACUUUGUUAAGACUCGCCCUGGGGGCGACAUUCCAAGGCAACCCGGCCAUAUCGAGAUCUUUCUGGAUGGGACCAAGGAAGGAGUACACUAUAAGCGCGACUUGAUUGUGUUUCCCCAACACACCGUUCUGCAGAUUAAGAAGUAUCUCCACGACUACUACGGCUACAAGAUCGCGAAGCUCCGCUUGAUCUACGACGGCAGCAUUCUCGCCAAUGACGAUACCAUGGGCCGCCUCGAGGUGGAGGAGGGCGACACCUUUGACGUCUACCUGGAGCGCACGCCUGCUCGUGUCUCGAGAUGA
Molecule: messenger RNA, 453 nt
Organism: Vanrija pseudolonga
Lineage: Eukaryota; Fungi; Basidiomycota; Tremellomycetes; Trichosporonales; Trichosporonaceae
Exons: 5
Coding region: 1-453 (150 amino acids)
Molecular function (GO): protein binding
Source: RefSeq, a predicted model, not a curated record